Molecule: messenger RNA, 733 nt
Organism: Salvia splendens (bonfire salvia)
Lineage: Eukaryota; Viridiplantae; Streptophyta; Magnoliopsida; Lamiales; Lamiaceae
Exons: 2
Coding region: 91-666 (191 amino acids)
Source: RefSeq, a predicted model, not a curated record
CGGAAGAAGGUACAGUAUAGUAAACAGAGCGAACCGCCUCUUUAAUUGCGUUUACCUACUUACCGUCGGAGCCGUUGAUUACGCCGGAAAAUGUCGUUAUCCACCUUCAAACCAGUUUCCUGCCGGAUCCAUCUGGUCGCCGGGGCAAAUGAUUCGCUAUCUAAAGUGUCUGAAGUCACAAUGAUGAAUAGACAAGCUCAACCUUCUCUUCCGGUGAAAGGAAAGGAAAAAUUAGUCUUGCAGGAAAGCCUAUCAGCUACAUCUAGGCGAGAAAUGAUGCAGUUGACAGCUGCUGCGUCUGUAGGUCUUCUAUCUAUUGUGUUGCCAGCAUCUGCUGAAGCGAGCACUAGAAAGGCGACAAUGAGGCAGAAGAUUAGGGAGAAAUUUGAAGAGUUGAGGCGAAAGGCUGGUCUGUCAAAGCCAAAAGAUGAAGGUGAAGAAAAGAAACAAAAAGAUGAAGCAGGAGGCAAGCCUAAGGUACAAAGCGGCACAAAAGAAGCAAAGCCGAAACCAAAGGUACAACACAGAGGCAAUGGAACCAAGGCAGAGAUAAAAGAUGAAACAGAGCAGCCAAGCACAUCUCAAGAGUCCAAACAUGAAGGGCCAAUGAUUCCAGCACUUCCAGGUAUCAUAAAUGAUAAACCUAUUGAAACCACUCUCCCGUGACCUAAUUCUGCACUAUCUGUAUGUUGACAUUUUGGUUAACCAAUGGAUUGCCAAUUUCAUUAAUAAA